Messenger RNA from Prorocentrum cordatum, 5349 nucleotides. Lineage: Eukaryota; Dinophyceae; Prorocentrales; Prorocentraceae. The record is from the annotation of a GenBank genome assembly.
AUGGCGGAGGCAGAGAUCCGCGCGGAGCUCGCGGAGCUCCGGGCACAGAACCAGCGCCUGAACCAGGCGAUGGGGGCGAUGCAGCAGCAGGCGGCGCAGCAGCAGGACCUGGUCGCCGCUCUGGCCGGGCUGCCGCAGGCGCUUGCCGCGCUGCCGGGCACGGUCUCCGCCGCAGUGGAGGCGGCGGCGAGCCAGCACUCGAGGGCUCGAGGCAGCCUCAUCGACACGAAGGGGCUAGGCAGGCCCCUGCCGCUCAAGAACUCCGAGCAGGAGUUCGUGGCGUGGGCCCGGCGGACGGAGAACUUCGUGGCGAGCGUCUUCCCCGGCGCCCGCGAGGUUCUAGCGUGGGCCGUGGAGCUCGACCCGGGGACGGCGGCCUCUGCAGCCACCGUGGCGGCGAGCGGCGACCUGGACAUGGAGGAGGCCACCGCGCAGGAGUUGUCGGAGCAGCUCUACACGGUGCUGAUGAGCCUGGUGGAGGGCGAGAGCUUCGACAUCAUAGUAGGCUUGCUCCGGGAGAUCCUAUCUCCAGGGCGAGCGAAGCUCGCCGAGCUCCAGGGAGCCGUCGAGCGCCUGGAGGAUCUGAUGCGCCGGUACGCCCUCCGGCGCGACGCGCGGACCGGCGAACGCCACCACCUUGCAGAGGACAUCAGGAUGGCGGCGUUAGAGGCGCUGCUCCCAGAGGACCUCGAGAAGCACUGCCAGCUUCAGAGGGCCCGGCUGGACACCUACGCGAAGUUGCGCGAGGAGGUGAUCCUGUACGCCGAGGCGCGGGGCUAUGUCGCGCCCAAGCUAGGCCAGGUAGGGAGGCCGCAGGAGAGCAGGAAGGACGACCCGAUGGACGUGGGCCAGUUCAACAAGGGACAGAAGCAGCAGUUGAACCUCAAGCAGUGCUGGAGCUGCGGGAAGUCGGGCCAUAUCAGUAAGGACUGCUGGAGCAAGCCGCAGCAGUGGCAGCAGCAGCAGCAGCAGCAGCAGCACCAACACCACCAGCAGCAGAGCAGCAAGGGCAAGAGCAAUGACAACAAGGGCAAAGGUAAGGGCAAGUACAAGUCCAGGGAUGCCGGUGCGCUGGAGUGGGACUCCUGGGACUCACCGGCGGCGGCGAGCUGGAACCAGCUCGCCGCUGGACCUACGACGAUAUCGGCAACUCCGUGGCCAGCACCACCUGAGCCCUCCGUUGCCGUGAGCACGGUGGACUUGUGCGCGGCUUGGGAUGCGGUCAGCCCCGCUCCCGCCGCGCGCGCGCCAUCCCACGUGAAGUGGGUUGCCAUCAACGUGGACACUGGAGCGGGAGGCACGGUUUGGCCGGCUGACGCCGACUACGCUGGCGAGCGCGCUCCUGGAUUAUCGGGCAGGACUUACCGGACUGCCACUGGUGAGCUGGUUGAGGGCCAGGGCAGGUUCAAGAUACGAGGGGUGGAUGCUUGGGGUCAUAAUCUCCAGAUGGUGGGCGAAAAGACUUCCGUCCACAAGCCGCUCCUGAGCGUCGGGGACGUGACGGACAAGGGCCACGCAGUGUGGCUGGACGGCGACGCGGGCUACAUCUUCCAGCGCGGCUCGCCGAUCCUCGACGAGAUGCGGGCCGUCUUCAGCAAGUACUCUUGGGACGGCGUUAUCGAGCUGAACAAGAAGCGAGGUGUCUACAACCUCUACGUGCAGGUGGAGACGGGCACUCCGAACGGCACCAGCGGCGGCGACGACACCAUCGACGUGAGUCCGAACGACAUGGAGGUUGGGGCAGACUACGCGUACGUGGGCCCAGAAGGCUCGCAGGUGACGCUACUGUGUUGCAAAUGCAAGCGCACAGGGUGCCUGGCGGCUACCCAGGUGCCAGCGAAGGGCGUGGAUGCUUACGCGCUCUCCUUCAUCGUUGGUUGGCUACGUAGCUUAGGGUGGAAGCGUCUUAUCAUGAGGUCCGACAAUGAGCGGGCUUUGCUUUCGCUCCUGAGGGCAGCGGCCAUGAACCUGGAGGGCGUGGAGGUGAUAGAGCAGGCGUGCCCAGAAGGGGAUCACGCGGCGAACGGGCUAGCAGAGGUAGCCGUUCGCGAAGUUAAGGCGCAGACGAGUGUCCUGAAGAGCCAUCUUGAGCAGAGGCUGGGCCGGCCACUGGAGUGGACCGAGCCGCUGGCUACGUGGUUGGUCAGGCAUGCGGCGAACUGCUUGUCGCGAUACAGGGUACAGGCAGACGGCAGGACGCCAGAUCAGCGACGCACUGGGCGGCGCUGGAGGCGCCAAGUGGUCGAGUUUGGCGAGAAGGCGAAAUUUAAUCCAGUCGCGGCGCGGCGCGAGGCGCGAGCGGCAGGCGACGUGGAGAGGAUGCUUGAUGGCAUAUUCGUGGGCCAUCAUGAGCGCACAGGCGCUGCGUUGUUCCUGUCAGACCGAGGUCUGUUGAGAGGUACCAGGGUUCAGCGGAAGACGCCGGACCAGCAGUGGGACAACGAGUACAUCAGGAAGUGCCGAGGGACGCCUUGGAAACUUCAAGGAGAAGAGCCAGAGGCGGCGCUGGCGGCAGCACCGGCGGCCGUGGUGGUAGCUCCAGCGGGAGAGCCAGCGCCUCAGCAGCAGAGGCGGCGAUACAUCCUUCGGCAGGACGUGGCGCGGUAUGGGCCGACGCCAGGGUGCCAGGCGUGCAACGAUCUAGCGUCGGGGGCGCAGAGAGUGCAGCAGAGGCACACGGACGAGUGCAGGUCGCGCAUGGACGAGCUUAUGGCGCGAGAUGCUGAUGCUGGAGUGCAGCAUCGCCUGCACCAGGAUAGGCUUCGGCGAGAUUCUAGAGCGCAGGCCGGCGGCAGUGGGGCGCCGGCAGGGGAAGCGGUUAGCCCCGCUCCCGCGCCAGCCGGAGGAGUAGGUGCCAGGGCCGGGGACGCGGUCGGCCCCGCUCCCGCGGCAGCUGCCAGGGACGCGGUCAGCCCCGCUCCCGCGGCAGCCAGAGGUCCGAGCACGGAUGCGGUCAGCGCCGCUCCAGCGCCGGACCACAUCGAUGGGGAUGUUCCCAUGGCCAGCCCGGCUGGUCCGAACGCUCAGGCGGCGGACGCCGCAGACAGCGACAUGAGCGCGAGUAAGUUCACGAGCAAGGCCACCAGCUACGGGUUGAAGCCGAGCUUCUUCAUCGACGUGACGGCCAAGCGCGACGACGACGCCUUCUGGGAUUUAGGAGACGAGGAGGAUCAGAGGAGGCUCGAGGCGAUGCAGGAGGAGCAUCGACCAGAUCUUCUCAUCGGCAGCCCGCCGUGCACGUCUUUCUCCGCAUUGCUCCAACAUUCCAAGACCAAGGAGGAGAUUGAGGAGAUGAGGGAGGAAGGCAGGAAGCACGUGCGCGUGUGCAUUGAGGCGUACAAGCGCCAGCUGCAGAUGGGGAAGCACUUCUUGCAUGAGCAUCCUGCAGGCUCGGCGAGCUGGGACAUGUCAGAGAUGCAGGAGCUGCUCGGCGACAGCCGAGCGUACGUGGUCCAGGGCCCAAUGUGCCGCUGGGGCAUGGUCACGAAGGGCGACUUCGGGAAGCAGGGCUACGUGCGGCAGGAGAUCAAGUGGGCGACGAGCAGCCCGCGACUCGCAGCACUCCUGGCCGGCCGAUGCCCAGGAGAGCACCGGCACGUCCGUCUGCUAGGCAAGCAGAGGGCGGCCGCGGCGGCGGUGUAUCCGCCCAGGCUGGUGAAGGAGGUGUUGCGCGAGUUCAAGAAGCAGGUCGUGGACGACGGGAAGAUGGAUCGGAUCAGCUUGUACUCGGCCGGGCCGACGGCCGACUUCCCGGAGCUGGACACGAGCGAGUGGCAGGAGAACGACUACGACCAGCAGGGCAACCUCCUGGACCCGAUCAAGGUUAAGCAGGGUAAGCAGGAGGAGAUCGACUGGGUGUUGAAGCAGAACCUCUUCGACUACGUGCCCGAGCGCGAGUGCAAGGAGCGGCAAGGCCGCCCGUACUCGCUGAAGUGGGUUCUGAAGAACAAGGGAGACAAGGUCAGGGCACGUCUAGUGGUUCGUGAGAUCAAAAGAGCCAAAACGGAGGAAGAGAAGUUGGAGCCGAGCGAUGUUUUCUCGGCCAUGCCACCGGUCGAGAGCUUGAAGGCAUUGGUGAGUCAUGUGAUGACUGAGCGCUUCGACCAGCGUGGAAGGAGGUUGGCGCUUGCGGUCUUCGACGUUUCUCGAGCUCAUUUCUACGGGACGUGUGAGCGCGACGUCUACGUGCAGCCACCGGCUGAGCUACAUCGCCCAGGCUUUGUGGCCAAGCUCAACAAGACGAUGUACGGCACGCAGGACGCGAGCAACUCCUGGCAGCGGUUGUGGGGAGAACAGCUUCGCAGUAGGGGCUACACGCUGGGAGCUAGCAACCCCGCAUUGUUCCGCUCGGACUUCCUCAAGGGUUUCUGCCACGGAGACGACUUCAUGGUCGCGGCGGCGGAGGACCAGAUCGACAUUUUCGAGAAGACGUUGAGCGAGAAGUUCGAGUUGAGGCGGAUCGGGCUGAUCGGCACGGAGGAGCACCAGGACAAGGAGUUGGAGGUGCUGCACCGGACGGUCAGGGUCGUUGGACCAGACCUCAUGGAGAUCGAAGCCGAUCAACGCCAUGUUCCUCAGCUACUGGAGGAUCUCGGGCUCAAAGGAGCCAACGCGGUUAAGACACCGCGAGUCAAGCUGACGGCGACGGACGCGGAGGACAUCGAGAAGAGCGCCCCGCUCGAGGGCCAGGAGGCGACACGGUUCCGCAGCGGGACUAUGCGCUGCGCCUACCUGUCCCAGGACAGGGUGGACAUUUCGGAGUCCGUCAAAUGCUUGUCCCAGGCCAUGGCGCGGCCUCGAGCGGGCCACAUGGUGCAGCUCAAGAGGUUGGCACGCUACCUGAAGGGCGUGCCGAGGAGAGCGCUGCAGUACGCGGCUCAGGACCCGAUCGGCGCCGACGUGAUCGUCCAUGUCGACAGCGACUGGGCAGGAGACCCGGUCUCGCGCCGUAGCACUACAGGUGUCAUCCUCCGGCGUGGGAAGCACCUGUUGCGCCACAGCAGCACGGUACAGAACGUCAUUGGGCUGAGCAGUGCCGAGAGCGAGUAUUACGCCCUCACGAAGGGUGGAUGCUCAGGCUUGGGGCUUCAGAGCCACCUGGCCGACUGGGGCUUGCAGCUACAGCUGUUGCUGUACACGGACUCGUCGAGCGCGAGGGCCGUGGCCGCGCGCAGAGGUGUGGGUAAGAACACCCGGCACAUCCAGACGCGCAUGCUCUGGCUCCAGGAGCGGGUGGCAGCCAAACAUCUUAGAGUACUGAAGGUUGCGACGGAGAGCAAUCCGGCAGACAUGCUCACGAAGGCGCUGCCGGGAUCGAAGGCCAACGACUUCUGUGAGGCGGUCGGGCAG